Molecule: messenger RNA, 3804 nt
Organism: Sinocyclocheilus rhinocerous
Lineage: Eukaryota; Metazoa; Chordata; Actinopteri; Cypriniformes; Cyprinidae
Product: epsin-3-like
Exons: 12
Coding region: 538-2433 (631 amino acids)
Biological process (GO): endocytosis
Cellular component (GO): clathrin vesicle coat; plasma membrane; endosome
Molecular function (GO): clathrin binding; phospholipid binding
Source: RefSeq, a predicted model, not a curated record
CCAUUAGCCUCUUCCCUCGGUUCACUUUAGGGGGGCUCUGUAUCAGCGAGGUUGGCGCACGGGACUUUUUCGGGAUAGGCUAUGUAUCAAUAACUCCUAACCGGAUAGGCCUCCACAAAGCGAAACCGCAAAAACACGCAGGCAAAACUUUGAGGCGCUUAACUGAGUUGAACGUCUGCUGCAUUUGAGCCAGAAUCCAAAACUACCAACACUGAAAACAUGCGGAGAUGUCGAGAGGAGCACAGCUACCGAUAGGAUCCCGAAGUUGGGACCUUUAUGUCAAGCAAUGAGAGAUGAAAAUCUUCAGUCAAACCCAUGAGAGGCAUAUGAAUUGUGGAAGAGCUGGUUCUCCACCCGGAUUGAAAGUGGGUUUCUUCUGAAGCGGACUGCUAAGUAAACUAAUUUAUGAGAGAACAGAGGCUAACAAAGCUGUAGAUUCUGCUGGAGAUUCCUGACCAUUGCGUCUUCGCGGCACACACUGCAUCGCAUCUCUUCUAUAUCACAAACCAUCUUCAUCAUCCCACACCCAAAGUCAUCAUGACGACCUCUUCUUUACGGCGCCAGAUGAAGAACAUCGUGAACAACUACACGGAUGCAGAGAUCAAGGUCAGGGAGGCGACCUCCAACGAUCCGUGGGGUCCUCCGACCUCGCUCUUGAUGGAAAUCGCAGACCUGACCUUCAACGUGGUGGCCUUGACCGAGGUCAUGGGCAUCAUCUGGAAGAGGCUCAACGACCACGGCAAGAACUGGCGGCAUGUCUACAAGGCCCUCACUCUGCUGGACUAUCUGAUCAAGUCAGGAUCAGAGCGAGUGACCCAGCAGUGCAAGGAGAACAUCUACGCCAUCCAGACUCUGCGGGAUUUCCAGUACAUCGACCGGGACGGGCAGGACCAGGGCAUGGGCAUACGGGAAAAGUCCAAGCAGCUGGUGGCUCUGCUCAGGGACGACGAGCGGCUCAAGCAGGAGAGAUCGCAGGCGCACAAGACUCGUGAGCGUGUGACGGGAACCAGCAGUGCCAUGGGUUAUGGAUCUUUACCACCUCCCUAUCCUGGACGUCACACCAGUCAGCCCAGCGUGGAAGUGCUGUAUGGGGAAGAGCAUGGCAGGGUGAGCCACUCACCUUCCUCUGUCAACUCCUCCUCUUCCUCCUCUCAUAUGGCCCCAGAUCUGGAGCGCGCCCGGCCACAGACAAGCGGAGAGGAGGAACUCCAGCUGCAGCUGGCCUUGGCCAUGAGCCGAGAGGAGAGCGAGAAGCCCGUUCCUGCUGUGGAUAUUGAUGAACAGACGCAGCUUCAGAUCGCAAUGAGUCUCAGUGAGGAGGAGGCACACAAGCCAGCUCCUCCUCCUGCUGCUGUUCUGGACAUGGAUGAAGAGGCACAGCUUCAGCUGGCCCUCACUAUCAGUAAAGAGGAACAUCAGCAGGAGGAGCAAAGUCGGCAGGGAGACGAGUCGUUGCUCCAGAAAGCACUUGAGGAGAGCAAACGAGAAUUGGAGGCCAAAGGAGGAAGAUCUGCCAUGCUGGAUCUUGCAGAUAUUUUUGCUCCAGCUCCUGAUGUGCCCUCUGCUGCCAGUUCUUGGGAUUCAUCUGGAGGCCAUAGUGGCUUAGCCCAGGCUGGUCCUUUGAGGUCUGACCCCUGGGAUAGUCUAGAGCCCAGCUCUUUAAGCCGUCAACAUGGAAGCUCAUGGAUGGCGUCUCCUGCAUCAAGUGUUCGUUCCCAGCCUUGGGCGCAGCGACAGCCACAUCCUGACCCAUGGGAUGCCCCUCAGAAUGCCCCAAGCCCUGUGUCCAUGAAUCAGACCUGGAUCUCCCCUGCACGUGGAACUGGAGUGGAUCCCUUUUCACCCCUAGAAGUAGACAAACAAGGAUCUAUUGGCCCUCUCAAAACUCCAUCCCCUCGGGCAGGAAGUCCCUCAGAUGACGAUCUUUUUGAUGAAGCUAUGGAUGGAGGUCAGGCAAAUAUAAAUGGCCAUAGUAGUCCUGAGCCUUUCGAUAUGUCUUCCCUUGGCGAAGGUCUACCAAAAACAGCUCCUCGAACCUGCAGUACUCCAGAGGCAUUUCUGGGUCCCACCGGAGCAUCACUCGUCAACCUGAAUUCUUUGAUACCCUCCAACCCUCCUUCCAAGAACUUCAACCCGUUUUUAUCAGGAAUAGCUGCUCCAUCGGCCUCUAAUCCAUUCCAACAUGAGCCGCCCCGUCUCACACUUAAUCAAAUGCACCCCAGCUCCACAUCUCCUGUACCCACAUCCCUCCCAUUUAAUGCCUCUCUGCCCAUGGCUGCCAGCAACCAGCCCAGCUCCCUGCCUACUACCUUCACACAGUCUGCGCAGGUCCCGCCGCUGAUCCCUGGAAACUUGCCGCAACCGCUGCUACCCCUGUCAACGACAUCCACGCUUGGAGAUCCAGACCAACACAAUCAGAACCCGUUCCUAUGAGCAGAUCCAAACAAGCUUUUGAAAUGACAAUUUAACCACUGACUUGACUUAAAACUGGAACACACUUUUUUUUAUUGUUUUUUCUCCUUUCACAGCUUCCUGAUUUUGCUCUAUGGAGUCACUCUUAAGAGGCGUUCACACAUACAGUGACAAAAAACAUUCAUUUUCAACAAUGGUGACCAAUGUUGAAGCAAUGUGGCGUAUCCAGUGAUGUGACAAAGUUGAGAAAAGUUCAAUAUUAUACAAAUGAGCAGUUAUGUAAUGUGGAGACCAAUAGACACUGGUGCACAUGUGAUCCAUCUCCUGAGAUACUGUAGAUGAGUUUCAGCAAAAUGGACAAGUUUGUUAAGGUCCAGACCCACCAAACCAACAUCAAAGAAAUAGCACUGGCGAAAACCAACUGUGGUGUCACCUAGCGUCGCCUGCGUCUGGACCAAAAAUUUGUGCUUGAACACAUUACUAAGUAUCUCCAUACCAGCAGGUGGCAGUAGUCUGUAUUCAUCAUUAAAAAAUGGAAACUUGUAUCUGUCUCUGUGCACACACAGGGUUAAAAUUAAAAACUAAGUAGAAAACUAUUUACCGACACUACACCCCAUUUGUAAUCAGAUUUUUUAAAAAUGUGGCCAGUUGUGCAGCGCACCAAUAACAUUAGGGCAUUUAGCAAUAAGAGCAUCCACAAUGACCACCAAUACAGCCACUCAACGACCUCCAGUCAUAAAAUCACUGUAUGUGUGAACGCCCUUGAACUAUAAUCAUAUGUGUGAAUGUCAACCAUGCAUUACAUGGCGAUACAAAUCGAUGCUGGCUUUAUAAGAAAAUGACAAAUAAAUGGCACAAUUUAAAGGUUAAGAAUAUUUAAUUCGACUCCCACAGCAUCAGUGUCACCUUUAAGUAUUAUAAUAGUUUUUGGAAAGGAUAACGCACUUGUUACCAAGCACAAGUCCAAAGCCUCUCAUACAUUUUUAUCAUAUUCUCUGAUUUCCUGCACCAAUUUCUAGCUCUGCUUUAGUGUCCCUUUCUUGGUCUGGAGUAUCUGAUGACUUUCAAUGCUGUCCUUUUAUUUCCUUGACAUGACUGGUAUCUGUGAACAGCCGAUCGCAUCCUGAUGGGUCACUCACACCAGUAUGACAGAUAAAAGCGACUAAGAUUUUUGGGGCCAAUAAUUUAAGCAGCAAAAUGUAAAUUAUAAAUAAUAAUUUUGUAAUAUUGGGCAUUGACUGUUGAAUGAAUAGACCUCCAGCAAGAGAAUGUACUUACAGUGGUGUUCAGAUUGAAUUGAUGCCACAUACUAACAGAAUGUAAGAAUGUGAGACUGUUGCACAUGUUGCUCAUCAAAUACAAGGAUGAAGAUUAAACUGAAUGACACGUCUG